AUGGGCUCGUCGCCCGAGCCUGAGGUCGAGUCGUAUCCGCAGGACAGCAACCCGCAGCAGCAGCAGAAGCGCAAGGGCGGACGCAAACCUAUCUAUGCUACGUCCGAAGAACGGAAGCAGCGCAACAGGCAAGCGCAAGCAGCCUUCCGCGAGAGGAGGACAGAGUACAUCAAGCAGCUAGAGGCUACCAUCAAGCAACAUGAAGACACGCUGCAGGCGCUUCAGGCGAAUCACCGCACCGCGGCAGAUGAAUGCCUCAUGCUGAGGUACAAGAACUCGCUGCUGGAGAGGAUACUACUAGAGAAAGGUAUCGAUGUAAAUGCUGAACUCCGCGCCAAAACUGGCAGUCCCAACAUGGGCGCCGCUCGUAUGCCUCCCCCAGCAACUGCACCGGCUCACUCUCCCAUGCAACGCGCGAUCAUGAAUAGGCAGCAGGCUAGGCGCUCUCUUGUUGGCAUGCCUCCCAAGGUAGAAGGUGUGCAAGGCGCGCCAUUUGCUCACCCCGAGGGUCUCCUCUCAAGUCGUUCACCACAUUCGCAGCCCACUCCCACUUCCAGCGGAUCUUCGCCAUCGACGGCCGCGACGCAGUCACCAAACUUCGUGCCUCAAGGGGUCUCGCCAAACAUCGGCCCAGUCGGGCACCAGCCACACUUGCGGCCGCAGCAGCCUAGAACACAACUCGCGCCUUUGCAGCGGGGUCCCCCUCAGCGACCAUCCGUCGUCACAAGCCAUGCCAGCUCGAGUUCCACCGUCAGCAGUGCUUUAGGAGGUGAACAGGAGUACGAUGCCGCAGCCGAUAUGUACGACGACCAAGACACAAGCGAGCACUCGGCUGGCCCUGGGCCGUAUCCGCAAACGUUUCCGCCGCAGAUGCCUGCGCAGGGCAUUCAGCCGCCGACGCACAACAUCGCCCAGCAAAUUCACGCAGCGGCAGGUGGUCGGCCGGCCGAUCAUGCGAACUUUGGCGGCGUACCGCAGAUGUUUGACGCCUACGAUUCGAUGCUAGAUGCAGACCCGUUCGGACUGACGGCGAGCAUGCAUUUCCCGACUCAGUUCUCGUACGAGACGAGAUAA
Messenger RNA from Coniosporium apollinis CBS 100218, 1074 nucleotides. RefSeq lists its product as uncharacterized. The coding region runs from base 1 to 1074 and encodes 357 amino acids. The transcript is spliced from 4 exons. The record is from RefSeq and is a predicted model, not a curated record. Gene Ontology annotation, cellular component: RNA polymerase II transcription regulator complex. Gene Ontology annotation, molecular function: transcription cis-regulatory region binding; DNA-binding transcription activator activity, RNA polymerase II-specific. Lineage: Eukaryota; Fungi; Ascomycota; Dothideomycetes.